AUGAAUCCCUGGAGCAACAGGAGUGUGGAGUGUGUGAAGGUCAUUUGGUCUGCAUCUGGCUCCAGGAGGAAGAGGAGAUACAGGUCUGGGAGCCCAAAGAACAAACACAAAGACAAGAACAAGCAGAGAAAAAGGUCACCAGCAGAUUCACCCAGCAGGAGGUCCCACAGGAGAGGAAGUUGCAGCUCCCGCAGCGCCUCUCUCUCCUCCACGGGGAGCCUCUCCAAGUCCCCCUCCAGGUUGAGUGCGAAGCACCGGACGGACGGCCACAGGUCCAGCCGCAGCCCCAGCCCCCCCGCCGCCGCCGAGAACCCCACCGCGUGGCAGAACGGCCAUCACAGCCACCGCGCCCGCAACGGCAAGGAGCACGUCUACAACCAUGUGGACGGAGAAAAAGUGCAAGAUAAGCUCCGAGCGCUGGUGGCCUGCUCGCCGAGCCUGCAGACGUGUCCGUCGCCCCAGCUGAGGGAGGCCAGGCCUCACGGCACCCUGGGUAAGAGCCCCGGGGGACUGCCCCCCCAUCACCACCACCAUCAGCACGGGCCGGCAGGGGACGCCCCUCACGUGGACGACAAGCACCAGGGCUCAGGCAGGCCCACCACAGGGUCGUCACGGAAACGCGGGGGUCACCACCGAGCCCAGAGAAAAACGUCCCACUCGCCGGGCCACAGCACUGACUCCGCCCACUCGCAGCACAACCUGCCCAACAAAGGCAAAAGCGCCCAUCAGAAAAAGCCCAAAGGCGCUCACUCGUCCAAGCAGCCGCACCGCGAUCGAGCUCACCGCAGCUCGUCACCGUCUCCUUCGCGGCACCGGCACGCGUCGGGCCGAAAGAAGAGCAAGUCUCGCAGCAGCCUCCGGCAGCGCAGCAGCUCCUGGAGCAGCAGGCACUCGUCCUCCCCCUCCAACUCCCGCGAGCGUGCCACCAGCAAGGCGUCGCCCCAUGCCCGCCAGAACACCUCCAGGGACAGAGACAGUGCGCACCAUUCGGACUCUGGCGCACGCCGGCGCUCACGGAGUUACUCGCCCAUACGCAAGAGGAGAAGAGACUCCCCCAGCUUCAUGGAGGCCAGGAGAAUCACCAGCGCCCGUAAGCGGCCCAUCCCGUACUACCGGCCCAGCCCCUCCUCCUCCAGUGUCCUGAGCAGCCACAGCAGCUCCAGCCGCAGCCGCAGCUUCGACAGCUUCAGCAGCUACAGCCGCAGCAGGAGUCGCAGCCACAGCCGCAGCAGGAGCAGGAGCCGCUCCCGCAGCCCCAGCCAGCCUCACAGCUACUACAGCCGCAGCAGCUACGGCAGCCCUGGCUUCUGACCAACGACAGAGAGAGAGAGCGAGAGAGAGAGAGAGCGAGAGAGAGCGAGAGAGAGAGAGAGAGAGAGAGA
Clupea harengus (Atlantic herring) is the source of this 1382-nucleotide messenger RNA. RefSeq names its product serine/arginine repetitive matrix 3 (gene srrm3). The record is from RefSeq and is a predicted model, not a curated record. Lineage: Eukaryota; Metazoa; Chordata; Actinopteri; Clupeiformes; Clupeidae. The coding region runs from base 1 to 1311 and encodes 436 amino acids. The transcript is spliced from 9 exons. Gene Ontology annotation, molecular function: mRNA binding.